CUGAUCAGUCGAUAGUCGGAACAUGAGUUAUAAAAUUGGGGAAGAAAAACUUAGCGAAUACUACCAGGUAUGCCUGGAACUGGUCAGGAAGUGCGGCCCACUCUUCUUGGAGGGUUUUCAAAAACCAAAAACAGAUUACGAAGUGAAGUCGGCUUUUUAUGAUUUAGUCACGGUGUACGACAGGCAGAUAGAAUCCACACUAACCGAAGGUCUGCUUAAGGCUUUUCCGGAAUCAAGAAUUAUAGGGGAGGAAGCUUUGGCAGGUGCCACAACACAACCGGAACUGACCGAUGCCCCCACUUGGAUCAUAGAUCCCAUUGAUGGAACUAACAACUACGUGCGAAAGAUCCCCCAUUGCUGUAUCUCCGUGGGUCUGACCAUUAACAAAGAGCUGGUGCUGGGGAUUGUGUACAAUCCACCGGCAAACGAGUUGUAUUCAGCUUGGCAAGGUCACGGAGCUUUUUUAAAUGACCAGCCCAUUGAAGUUUCUAACGUAAAAGAGAUAAACCAAGCAGUCGUGGGCUAUGAGAUCUCCCUAAUCGUGGUGUCCAAUGGGCGGGACAAAAACGUGAAGCGCCUCUACAAGUUGGCCUCAAAUGCCACUGGCACUCGCAGCUUUGGGUGUGCAGCUCUCACGCUCUGCUACAUAGCAGCCGGUCGAUGCGACGCCUAUCAUGUGGAGAAUCUUAAGCCCUGGGAUCUGGCUGGUGGUGCCGUAAUCCUCAGGGAAGCUGGUGGUAUCGUCUACCACACCAGCGGAGCAAAGUUUGAUGUGAUGAAGCCCGACUGCGUGUGCACAUGUUCUGAAGGAUUGGCCAAAAAUGUAAUCCAAUUAAUAGAGGAGGCGGACCAGAUCGCAGACUAUACUAUCGAAUAAAAAGGAACUACCUAGGAUUUGAUAGAACGAAGUGCGCAAUUGUGUAUUGACAAAAAUAAAGGUAGUAAAUUAACCCUAGUCCAAUAAAAAUGAACAGAUGAA
Drosophila suzukii is the source of this 979-nucleotide messenger RNA. RefSeq lists its product as uncharacterized. Gene Ontology annotation, biological process: inositol metabolic process; phosphatidylinositol phosphate biosynthetic process; signal transduction. Gene Ontology annotation, molecular function: inositol monophosphate 1-phosphatase activity. The record is from RefSeq and is a predicted model, not a curated record. Lineage: Eukaryota; Metazoa; Arthropoda; Insecta; Diptera; Drosophilidae.